AUGAUAGGCCGGCUGGGGAGACGAGGUGGAUGCCAAUGGCGCGCAGAGGAACGAGGCGAGUGGUGGCCCGAAAUAGACGCCCGGGAGAAGUCGAUAGAGGAUGUACAGAUGAUGCGACCAGAAGCUUGGUUUAUGGGCAGCUGUGAUUGCAAUGCCUCGUGCUUAUCCUAUUGCGCUCUGUCUCUGUCUCUGUCUCUCUUUUCUUUUGUUGCCGACGUAAGAUGGGUCAGAGGAUGA
Molecule: messenger RNA, 237 nt
Organism: Bipolaris victoriae FI3
Lineage: Eukaryota; Fungi; Ascomycota; Dothideomycetes; Pleosporales; Pleosporaceae
Exons: 2
Coding region: 1-237 (78 amino acids)
Source: RefSeq, a predicted model, not a curated record